AUGAGGCGUAUUACCAACAAUAACGUCAACAAAUGUUCCAUAAGUUGGGUUGGUAAACAAUGUGAACCUCAUGUUGAGCGAUCUUUUAAAACGAGACCAGCGGUGUUCUACAGUAAAUGUUUUUAUGGCGCUUUGACUUUGGAAGUCGGAAGCUAUGUUCUCGUCUCAAACAUGGACAACCCAGAACCGGACUCCGUUUCCGGCAGUGAUAUAGCUCGGAUUGAAUAUAUGUAUGAAAUACUAGUUGAUGAUCCGAAGGUCGAUGCAUGUAGGGCAAUCGUGCAGUGGUAUUCUCGCCCCGCGUCAUUACCAGCAAAAGUAAUAUCUAACGAAAAUUAUGCAAUCGAUUCUAAUUUUGAAAUAGUUGAGGAUUGUCGGUUUAGUCCAGAUAUUGCAAUUGAAUCUAUUAAUGGAUUAUGCUGUGUUAAAAUCGUGGAAACUAAAAGCAUUGCCUCGGAUGUAAUUAAAAAUAUUACAAGUAAAUUCCCGGCUUUUAUCGCACGCUACAGAUUGUCACACCAACCAGGCAGUAAAAAAAUGCAUUUGGAACCUUUGAAGGCGGUUCGAAAGGAAACUUUGCCGGACCGACGUAGUUCGAUGGUUGAUAAAUCCCAUCAUCUAAACAUAAAAGAUGAUAUUCCAAAUACUCCGAAACGUAAAAUAGAUAAAUUAAAAUCUACUGAGCCUAAUAGUAUAGAUCAUUUCAGUAAUCGUGAAACAGCUGUACCUCAAAAAUUGAUGGAGCAGAAAAAAUGGGUUAUUAAAACAAUAGUAGAUACAAAUAAUACGUAUAAAAGCAAACUUGAGAAAGUCACUGAAGGAAUAUGUGAUGUAGCAAUUAGUGACGACGAGAAGAUUUCUCCUUCAAAAAUUGCCAAGUUGCACAGCGCCAAGCGCAAAACCCAAAGUUUUAGAAAAAACUUGAACGCCAGUUUUCAUUGCGAUUCGGCCACGUCUUCGGACGCUGAAAUACUAAAUUAUUCUAUUGUGAAAGAUGAUGUAGUCAAUACGCCUGAGAUAAAGAUAAAGUUUCGAUUAUCGGAAAGUCAAAAAACGGCGGCCGAUACAUCUACUGGUCGGUCUAGUAGAAAAAGGUCAACUUGUGAAAAAAAUGAUACAACAGACAACGAAACAUCUCCCAGAAAAUGUAGGAAGUCUUCUUCAAACGAUGGUGAAAUUGGAACGACUCCGACUGUACGGCCGAGGCGCAAAAGUAUCUUGAAAACACCAAGUUACAAAGCAGUGGAUAAUGCCGGAACACCUAAACGCAACAUACAGCUUUCAAACAUUGUGGAAGAAUUUUCAAACGGGAGACGAACUUCGAAAAAAGUUGAUACAACCCCUACAAAACUUAGUCCAACAGAAAAUUCGGAAAAAAUGCGCUCUAGAGGACGUAAAUCUUUGAAUGAUACAGACAAAAACACUCCAAAAAGUUCAAGUAAACUGAAAUUAAUUCGAGCCGGCACUAUAAAACCGAAUAUUCAUAGUCGUGAUUUGCCAGUUAUAGAACCAUUAGAUGAUAAUCUGGCAGUUGUGCGAGAAAGAUUGCACGUAUCAACUGUUCCAGAAAGUCUGCCAUGUCGAGAGAAAGAAUACGCCGAAAUUUAUAACUUUUUAGAAGGAAAAAUAAUUGACAGAUGCGGUGGCUGUAUGUAUAUAUCAGGUGUUCCAGGUACUGGGAAAACAGCUACAACCACUGCCGUUAUACGUGCUCUUCAAUUACAGGCUGAAGAAGAAGAAAUUCCACAAUUUGAAUACAUAGAAAUUAAUGGAAUGCGAUUGACGGAGCCACGUCAAGCAUAUGUGCAUAUAUAUCGUCAACUCACAGGAAAAACAUUAGCCUGGGAGCAAGCUUAUAAUUUACUGGAUAAACGUUUCACCACUAAAUCUCCACGACGUAUCACCACAAUUCUUCUGGUUGACGAGCUUGAUAUUCUUUGUAAUAAACGUCAAGAUGUUGUAUAUAAUUUGUUGAACUGGCCAACCGCAAUAACCGCUCACUUAGUAGUUAUAACAAUUGCCAACACUAUGGAUCUUCCAGAGCGUUUACUUAUGGGAAAGAUUUCAUCUCGUUUAGGUCUUACGCGUCUUACUUUUCAACCAUAUAACUUUCGACAGUUACAGGAAAUAGUAAUGGCUCGUCUUUUGGGAAUGUCAUCUUUUGAUUCCGAUGCAAUUCAAUUAGUAGCACGAAAGGUGGCUGCCGUUUCGGGUGACGCCCGUCGAGCACUCGAUAUUUGUCGUCGGGCAACAGAAUUUGCCGAUGAUCAUUCAAUAAAGAGCAGACAACGUGUCAGCGUUUCAAUGAUCCAUGUACAGCAGGCUCUAGGAGAGAUGAUUUCUAGUGCCAAAGUGCAAACUAUUAAAAGUUGUUCUAGAAUGGAGCAGUUAUUCCUGCAAGCCGUUACUGCUGAGGUCGCUCGCACAGGAAUUGAAGAAUGUAGUUUUCUCGGAGUUUACUCGCAAUUUGAGUCGUUGGCUGCCUUUGCUGGUGUACCGCUACCUAAUCCCGGAAGAGCAAUUUCCAUUUGCAAUCGUUUGGGAAUCUGUCGAUUGCUAAUUUGUGAAAGUUCUCGAAAUGAUAUUUAUCAAAAAAUACUACUUAAUAUUAGUUCCGAUGACGUACAUUAUGCACUUCAAGCUAGUAAUCUGAUUUAA
Messenger RNA from Sabethes cyaneus, 2658 nucleotides. It is a transcript of the gene Orc1, whose product is annotated as origin recognition complex subunit 1. NCBI's taxonomy places the organism in Eukaryota, Metazoa, Arthropoda, Insecta, Diptera, Culicidae. Gene Ontology annotation, molecular function: ATP binding; DNA replication origin binding; ATP hydrolysis activity. The record is from RefSeq and is a predicted model, not a curated record. Gene Ontology annotation, cellular component: nuclear origin of replication recognition complex. The transcript has 3 exons. The coding region runs from base 1 to 2658 and encodes 885 amino acids. Gene Ontology annotation, biological process: DNA replication initiation; mitotic DNA replication checkpoint signaling.